Aspergillus uvarum CBS 121591 is the source of this 1539-nucleotide messenger RNA. Its product is annotated as MFS general substrate transporter. The record is from RefSeq and is a predicted model, not a curated record. Gene Ontology annotation, biological process: transmembrane transport. Lineage: Eukaryota; Fungi; Ascomycota; Eurotiomycetes; Eurotiales; Aspergillaceae. The transcript has 2 exons. Bases 1 to 1539 code for a protein of 512 amino acids. Gene Ontology annotation, molecular function: transmembrane transporter activity.
AUGGCGUCUUCCUCGACGGAAGACCAAGAAAAGCCACCGCUGUCCACCACCGAAGACGUUCCAAAUGACGUCGAGAAGAAUCGAGGCGAUGCCUCAUCAGACGCCCCCUACAGCAUCCUCUCCGAACGAAAGAAAGUCUGUCUGAUGAUCACCGCUUCGUUUGCGGGCCUAAUCUCUCCCCUAUCGAGCACGGUCUACUUCCCAGCCCUAACCUCUCUGGCCGACGCGAUGCACGUCUCCUCCACACGCAUCAACCUCACCGUCAUGAUGUACCUCAUCUUCCAAGGCAUCGCCCCCUCCUUCAUCGGCUCCUUCUCCGACAUUCAUGGCCGCCGCCCCGCCUACCUGAUUAGCUUCGUGAUCUACCUCGGGGCCAACAUCGGUUUAGCGCUGCAAACCAACUACGCCGCCCUGAUGGUCCUCCGCUGCCUGCAAGCGUGCGGCAGCAGCGGCACCAUUGCGCUCGGCAGUGCCGUCGUGGCCGACGUCUCCACGCGGGCCGAACGGGGCAAAUACAUCGGCUACGCCAGCAUGGGGCUGACCCUGGGUCCGGCCCUGGGACCAGUGAUCGGGGGUCUGAUCGACCAUUUCUGCGGCUGGCGCUGGAUCUUCUGGUUCUUGACCAUUCUCUCUGGAGUGUUCCUGGCGGCCAUCGCCCUGUUUCUGCCCGAAACCUGCCGCGCAGUCGUUGGCAACGGCUCGAUCCCCGCCGCGCGAUGGAACCGUCCCGUCUUCAGCGUGCUGGCACCGACCACCACCACAUCCACCACCACCACCACAUUCCCCAGCUCCACAAUCCCAACCUCUUCCAAACCCCAACGCCUCAACCCCCUCCGCUCCGCCCGCCUAGUCCUCGACAAAGAAAACGCCCUCAUUCUCAUCUACGGCGCCCUCCUCUACGCCGGCAUGGCCGCCGUCCUGACCACGCUCACCACAACCCUAGCAACACACUACCACUUCAACACCAUUCAAAUCGGCCUCUGCUACCUCCCAAUGGGCCUGGGCAGCCUCACCUCACGGUACACAGUGGGCUUCCUCCUGGACCGAACCUUCCGACGCCACGCGCACGCGCAGCAGCUCCGCAUCAUCAAGAACAAGCAGCAGGACAUCCGUGCCUUCGACAUCGAGCGCGCGCGCCUGGUCGUCACGAUCCCGCUCGCCUACGCUGCGGCGCUCGUGUUCGUCGCGUACGGCUGGGUGAUGCAGUACCACGUGCCGUUGGCAGGGCCCGUGGUGACCCUGUUCGUGGGCAGCCAUCUCCUGACUGGGGCGUUUACGGCGCUGAGCACCCUCAUGGUCGAUCUGAAUAGGGGGAGUCCCGCGACGGCGGUGGCGGCGAAUAAUUUGGUCAGGUGUUUGUUGGGCGCUGGGGCGACGGCCGGGGCGGCGCCGGUGAUUGAGAGGAUUGGGGUCGGGUGGAUGGCGGUGGCGAUGGCGGCGGUGUGGGUGGUCGCCAGUCCGUGUUUGUGGGGGGUGUAUUUGUGGGGGUUUGGGUGGAGGAGAGCGAGAUUGGGGGAAGGGGAGGGAGUAGAGGUAUAA